CUGUAACUGGACGACAACUGAUAUCCCGUAUUUUUGCACCAGUCACAUCUGUGGACGCCGUAGCAAAGGCUCUGCUGCAGAAUAUUCGCCAGUUUAAUGGCUUGCAUGGGUGCUCUCUAUGUGAGGCCCCUGGCAAAACUUGUCAGCGCAAUGGCUCCUCCCGAUCAUGGAUUUAUGUUCCGGGUACGCAUGCUUUGCGAACGGGGAGUGGCAUGAAGCAGCAGGCCGUACAGGCUGUGAAUAGCCAAACUGUAGUACAGGGCGUAAAAGGGCCGUCUGUAUUGAGUUUGAUUCCCCGUUUUGAUUUGGCGUCCAGUUUUGUAAUAGAUUACAUGCACUGUGUACUGCUAGGGGUAGUGAAAAUGCUAAUGGCCACCUGGUUUGACAGUAAGUAUCAUGCAGAGCCAUGGUACCUCGGACGACAGUUGAAAACAAUUGACGAGAGGCUGCUGGCCAUCCAGCCACCCGAUUUUAUCACUAGAACGCCGCGCUCUGUCAGGCAUAGAAUGUAUUGGAAAGCAAGUGAGUUCAGGGCAUGGCUACUUUUUUAUUCUAUUCCAGUACUUUCUGGCAUUCUUCCACUGGCUCAUCUGCAACAUUUUGUCCUCCUCGUCUCCGCCAUCCAUAUGCUGUUGAAGCAGUCUGUGAGACGUCACGAAAUUGAUCUGGCCGAAACUUUUCUUAGUCGCUUUGUUGAAGAGUCCGCAUCACUUUAUGGACCACAGUUUUUAACUUUCAACAUGCACCAGUUAACACAUCUCGGUCUUUCUGUAAGACGUUGGGGCCCCCUCUGGGCAACGUCUGCAUUUCUUUUUGAAGAUAGAAAUGGUGAACUAGUUAGAGUUAUCCAAGGCACCAGGGCAAUCGAUAAGCAACUUGCUACUCUUGUCGGGAUCGGAAAUGCACUUAACUCAAUUGAGCGACGCAUGGAUAAGGGCUCUACUGCAUUUUCUGUCUUGAACAGAAUUCGGAAUGUUCAUUUUCCAAAACAGACUACAGACGGAUCUGUAAAACUCCAUGGACGCCCAUGUGAAGCGAACAGAAAGAUAGCAAGUUUCUUAUCGACCCAGUCUAUGUUCGACAAUGCAUUGAUCUACAAGAGGGCAACGAUUGGUUGUGUCACUUUCACAUCUAGUAUUUAUGAAAACCAGAAACUUAGAAAUAACAGAACAGUCAGAUGUACUACUGAAAACGGUAUUUGCUAUGCAUCCAUUGAGUGCUUUGUGAAGAACAGCAUGGAAGUGUAUGCUGUCCUCAACGAGUUUUUUAUCGAUGAUUCUGAGACAAUUUUUCACGAGAGCAUGAACUACUCACUUUCCCAAUUCAUCCCUGUGUAUUCCGCCGACAAUCAGCUUGUCAUUGUCCCCCUUCCCCAAACAGAACUCCACAAGUGUAUUUUUGUUCUCGAUUACAUUGUUUCAACACCGAAUCUGUUUGAGAUGAAUUUGUAAAGCCCAGUAGA
Messenger RNA from Ixodes scapularis (black-legged tick), 1462 nucleotides. RefSeq lists its product as uncharacterized. The transcript has a single exon. The coding region runs from base 213 to 1451 and encodes 412 amino acids. NCBI's taxonomy places the organism in Eukaryota, Metazoa, Arthropoda, Arachnida, Ixodida, Ixodidae. The record is from RefSeq and is a predicted model, not a curated record.